Messenger RNA from Orcinus orca (killer whale), 5836 nucleotides. It is a transcript of the gene CORIN, whose product is annotated as corin, serine peptidase. Gene Ontology annotation, biological process: acrosome reaction; regulation of blood pressure; peptide hormone processing. Lineage: Eukaryota; Metazoa; Chordata; Mammalia; Artiodactyla; Delphinidae. The record is from RefSeq and is a predicted model, not a curated record. Gene Ontology annotation, cellular component: membrane. The coding region runs from base 19 to 3060 and encodes 1013 amino acids. The transcript is spliced from 21 exons. Gene Ontology annotation, molecular function: serine-type endopeptidase activity; protein binding.
GGAGCAGAUGAUGAUACCAUGGGUGAUGGUUGCUCUCAGAAACUGGCGACUGUGAAUAUUCUUCGUUUCCUAUUGCUGGUCCUGAUUCCAUGUAUCUGUGCUCUCAUUGUCCUGCUGGUGAUCCUGCUGUCCUUUGUUGGAACAUUAAAAAAAGCCUAUUUUAAAUCAAAUGGGAGUGAACCUUUGGUCACUGAUGGUGAAGUCCAUGUGUAUGAUGUUAUUCUUCCAAGUACAACUCAUAACGAGAGCACCAGAACAUCUACUGCCAAUCCCACCCAACACAUUCCAGCCUGGACUAUGGAGGCUUCUCUCCCAGGGGACCAAAAUCACAGGAGCACAAGUGCCUGCAUGAACAUCACUCACAGCCAGUGUCAGAUGCUGCCCUACCACACCACGCUGACACCUCUCCUCUCUAUUGUCAAAAACAUGGAAAUGGAGAAGUUCCUCAAGUUCUUCAUGUACCUCCAUCGCCUUGGUUGCUAUCAACAUAUCAUGCUUUUCGGCUGCAGCCUUGCCUUCCCCGAGUGCAUCGGUGACGGUGAUGACAGUCAUGGACUCCUGCCCUGUAGGUCCUUCUGUGAGUCUGCAAAAGAGGGCUGUGAAUCAGUCCUGGGGAUGGUGAAUGCCUCCUGGCCCGAAUUCCUCAAAUGCUCCCAGUUUAGAAACCAAAGUGAAAACAACAAUGUCAGCAGGAUUUGCUUCUCACCACAGCAGGAAAAAGAAAAGCAAUUGAUCUGCGGAGGGGGUGAGAGCUUUCUGUGUGCCAGUGGCAUCUGUGUCCCCAGGAAACUGCUGUGUAAUGGCUACAACGACUGUGGCGACUGGAGUGACGAGGCUCAUUGCAAUUGCAGCGAGAGUCUGUUUCACUGUCACACGGGCAAGUGCCUUAAUUAUAGCCUGGUAUGUGAUGGAUAUGACGACUGUGGGGAUCUGAGUGAUGAGCAAAACUGUGACUGCAACCCCACAGAGGAGCAUCGCUGUGGAGAUGGACGCUGCAUUGCCAUAGAGUGGGUGUGUGACGGUGACCAUGACUGUGGGGAUAAGUCUGACGAGGUCAAUUGCUCAUGUCACAGCCAGGGUCUGGUGGAAUGCAGAAGUGGCCAGUGUAUCCCCAGCACUUUCCAGUGUGAUGGAGACGAGGACUGUAAGGACGGAAGUGAUGAGGAGAGUUGCACCAAUGGUCAGACUCCGUGUCAAGAAGGAGAUCAAAGAUGCCUCUACAGUUCCUGCCUUGAUUCAUGUGGUGGUAGCUCUCUUUGUGAUCCCAGCAACAGUCUGAAUAAUUGUAGUCAGUGUGAACCAAUUACGUUGGAACUCUGCAUGAAUUUGCCCUACAACCAUACAAAUUAUCCAAAUUACCUCGGCCACAGGACUCAAAAGGAGGCAUCCAUCAGCUGGGAGUCUUCUCUUUUCCCUGCACUUGUUCAAACCAACUGUUACAAAUACCUCAUGUUCUUUGCUUGCACCAUCUUGGUACCAAAGUGUGACAAGAAUACAAGCCAGCGUAUCCCUCCUUGCAGAGCUCUGUGUGAGCAUUCCAAAGAACGCUGUGAGUCUGUUCUUGGGAUUGUGGGCCUACAAUGGCCAGAAGACACAGAUUGCAAUCAAUUUCCAGAGGAAAAUUCAGACAGUCAAACCUGUCUAAUGCCUGAUGACGAUGUGGAAGAAUGCUCACCUAGUCACUUCAAGUGCAGCUCAGGACGGUGUGUUCUGGCUUCCAGAAGAUGUGAUGGCCAGGCUGACUGUGAUGAUGAUAGUGAUGAAGAAAACUGUGGAUGUAAAGAGAGAGAUCUUUGGGAGUGUCCAUCUAACAAGCAAUGUUUGAAGCACACAGUCAUCUGUGAUGGGUUCCCAGACUGCCCUGAUAACAUGGAUGAAAAAAAUUGCUCAUUUUGCCAAGAUGAUGAGCUAGAAUGUGCAAACCACGAGUGUGUGUCACGUGACCGGUGGUGUGACGGCGAAGCCGACUGCAUAGACAGUUCCGACGAAUGGGACUGUGUGACCCUCUCUGCAAAUGUGAACUCCUCGUCAUUCCUGACCGCUCACAGAUCUGCCAUGGAACACCACGUGUGUGCGGAUGGCUGGCAGGAGACGUUGAGUCAGCUGGCCUGCAAGCAGAUGGGUUUAGGAGAACCAUCUGUGACCAAAGUGAUACAGGAACAGGAGCGAGACCAGCAGUGGCUGACAUUGCACUCCGACUGGGAAAGCCUUAAUGGGACCACUUUGCAUGAACUACUGGUAAAAGGGCAGUCCUGUCACAGCAGAAGUAAGAUUUCUCUUCUAUGUACUAAACAAGACUGUGGGCGCCGCCCUGCUGCCCGAAUGAACAAGAGGAUCCUUGGGGGUCGGACGAGUCGCCCAGGAAGGUGGCCCUGGCAGUGUUCCCUGCAGAGUGAACCCAGUGGUCACAUUUGUGGCUGUGUCCUCAUUGCCAAGAAGUGGGUUCUGACAGUCGCCCACUGCUUCGAGGGGAGAGAGAAUGCUGCCGUUUGGAAAGUGGUGUUUGGCGUCAAUAAUCUAGACCACCCAUCAACGUUCAUGCAGAUGCGCCUCGUGAAAACCAUCAUCCUGCAUCCUCGCUACAGUCGAGCAGUGGUAGACUAUGACAUCAGCAUAGUGGAGCUAAGCGAGGACAUCAAUGAAACGAGCUACGUCCGGCCCGUCUGCUUACCCAGCCCGGAGCAGUCAUUAGAACCUGAUACUUACUGCUAUAUCACAGGCUGGGGACACAUGGGCAACAAAAUGCCUUUUAAGCUGCAAGAGGGAGAAGUCCGCAUCAUUUCUCUGGAGCAGUGUCAGUCCUACUUUGACACUAAGACCAUCACCACCCGGAUGAUCUGUGCCGGCUAUGAGUCUGGCACGGUUGACUCGUGCAUGGGUGACAGUGGUGGGCCUCUGGUCUGUGAGCGGCCUGGAGGACAGUGGACAUUAUUUGGCUUAACUUCAUGGGGCUCUGUCUGCUUUUCCAAAGUCCUGGGACCUGGAGUUUAUAGCAACGUGACAUACUUUGUCAAAUGGAUUGAAAGACAAAUAUACAUCCACGCCUUUUUCCUAAACUAAUUCCAAAGAUGAUCAGAGACUUUUACCAGCGACACUCAGAGCAAAGAGCCUUCUCGAUAGUGGAGGACUUCCUGCAGAGAGCUGUGUGGAAGCACUUUCAUGGACAGUAAUGCUCCACAGUGCACUGCAAAUGUUCAUGUUUGUCUUGGUCUAAUUUUAUGCAGCUUUUUGUUUUUUAAAUUCUAUUUUUCUCUUACAUCAAGUUGAAUGAAAAUCUUUUAAAACCCAAAGCAAAACAGAGUUUGUUCUUUUGCCAGGCAGGCCUAACCUUAACUAUAACAUGAAAUGAUCCACUCUGGAAAGAGAAGAGUGUAACAGGUUAGAGAAAGUUCCCUUUUGUCCAGUCACAAAAAGGACAUUGAGAUCCAGGCUGACUAAUCUUUGCCAGCUUUUGUUUCUCAAGCACAAGAGCAUAAUAGCAAAUUACAAUAUUAACAUCAGAGACUUGCUUUUGAUUUAUUAAAAGCCAAGAUAAUUUACAUGCUUAAGUUAUUUACUAUUACUCUUCUAAAGUUUGCAUAAUGCUGAGAACUUAUGAAAGACAGAGCAUCCGUUUAGGUAGCUGAAAUAGCAAAUCACAUUGAGCACAAAGCUCUUUUGACAUCCAUAUUAGCACCUGACAUGCUUGGACUGCCCAUUCUGAAUUUAAAUCAAGACUGUAAUUUUACAGAAAGUCUCCAAAGAACCUUCCUAGAGCUGGGGUUUGUUCACUGUGUAUCACUUAGCCAAUUGAGAUUUUGACAACUAGGAAAAUACCUGUGGGAAAUAUUUCAUUCUGCCUAUGUGACAAUGAAGUUGAGAUUAAACUUUGCUAUAGGAGGAUUUGCUUUAGAGUAGAGAGAUGCAAUCUUUUCAAAAGAAAAUUGCACCCCACCCCUAAUUAAGUAUUUUCCAGUUUUCUUGUGUUUAUCCAUACCAAUAAAGUCACAGAAAUGUAUCUGAAAGCACAGUAAAACUUUGCACGGAGAAAAACAUUUUGUAAUUGUCCUUGAAAGACGUUUAAUAUCUGGUGUUGCCAUUUCUUCCCAUUGAUAAUUAAAACAAAAAUUUAAAGAUGCUUUUAAGCACUAGGCCACUUUACACACAUCAAUUUUGAAGUAAUUAGUGGUUACGGUAUUUUUUUCCCCGCAAAAAAGCUUCAAAACACAAAUCUUCACAUGCACCUACUUCAAUUAGUCAGGCAUCCAUUUUGCAACAUCCAAAUGCCUUUUGAACAAGUAGGAUUCCCUCCACCAGCAACCUGGGCUGCCUCAGCAUUCCCCAGAGACUACCUGCAAUUUUAUACGUGUCUUUUUUGUACUCUUUUCUAUAUGUGUGCGUAGGUGACAUUCGAAAAGUUGUCUUGACACUUUCCACAUUAUUCAUCUCUUGUUCUGUAGUUUAUAUAAACCUAUUGAGAAUGUAAAAUCCGGCAACCGAAUUGUGGUCGCAACUGUAUGAAAGUUUAAGAACACAUGUCAGUUUUGUUAUAAUUGUAGGUACAUAAUGUAACAACAUAUGCUCAACUUAUGUUCAGUGAAAUAUACAUCUUGUACUUACUUUAAGUAACCCUUAAUACAAAUAAAACGGUAUAAUCUUUUCUUUUUAUGGAUAUAAAACAUGGAGCAAGCCCCAGAAAACGGUGCCUCCCACUAUUAUAGUUGGCAUCCAGUUUCCCACCAAUCAAAAUUUUCUUGUCUUAUAUCUCACUCCCCCAGGAACAUACUCUUUUAUUUUAGAUGGAAGAUGGCUCUUUGAUUAGUCUGAAAUGAGAGGUUGCUAGCAGUCUCCAAUAACCCAUUGAGGGUCCAAGGAAAACUUCAGCCCUGAUAAGAAGGCAAGGAUCUUUCAUGUCUAGAGCACAUUUUGGGAAUCUGAUCCAAUUCUUUUAUAAAUAUUUAUGGGUAAAAUUGUAUCACACAUGUAUACUGUUAAUUUUUUUUUUUUUUUUUGGCUACUAGGAACAGAUUUGGGCUCCCCCAAAUUUGGUGAAAUACACUGAAUACCGAAAUGCAACAGACCACAUCAGCUUGGGUAACUUUGUGUAAAAGAGUUAUUGUAGAUAAGACCCUUUAAAGGCUUCAUACAGAUCCCAAAUCUCUUUUGCCGGAGGGCCAGAAAUGUUUCAGAAUCCAGAAUUUAAAAAAAUUUUAAAAGCAUAAUAUUACAACGUUUAGCACCCAGUAUAAAAUCUACUAAUAUUUUUGUAGCAAAAUAUAUGAAUAAUUACAUUAAAUAAAUAAAUAGCCUUACAUCUGUUUAACACAUUGAAUUUGUGCCUAAUUUAUGAAAACUUUUUCAGUUUUCAGAGUUCUUGAGACUGUGGAAUUGUGGAUAAGAGAUUGUAGACCCAUAGCAUGAAGACUCAAGACUUUCCUCUACUCAUGUGUACAGAUGUUUUACAUCCUGGGGAUUGACCUUUUCUCUUAGUCUUUUGGACUCAGUCUUUUUAUCCUUAGAUUCUAAUCUUUUAUUUGCAAGUGAAUAUAUCUCUAAAUUUUUAUUUAUUGGAAGAUGAUGAUCUCAAGGAAUGAAUGCCAGCUGCUAUAAGGAUCACUGACUUUUCCAUGUAAGAAAAGGUCAAAACAGUAUUCUGGUAAAAGGUGUGCUUUGGGAUUUUCCUUCUAAGUUCUGGUACCAAUUACUGUUGGAUUUGGUGAGUAUCUAUAGGAGCAAUGACAGCUUUUUGUAUAUGUUAUUUAUUAAACAGUUUAUUUUUAAAAAAUCUUAAGAAAGAAGAAAGCUACCUCCAUUAGCCAUAUGGGAUUCUGAAUAUUCUAGAAAUCAGUCUGUAUAA